Chara braunii is the source of this 4305-nucleotide messenger RNA. NCBI's taxonomy places the organism in Eukaryota, Viridiplantae, Streptophyta, Charophyceae, Charales, Characeae. The record is from the annotation of a GenBank genome assembly.
CUUCGGCUCAAUUGAUCUGUCGGGCGGGGUGUGAAACGUUCCUCAGGCGAGGCCUAGCCUGUAGACUUGCGGAGGAAGCACCACUGCAUGAGGGCAAAGACGGAGCCUGGGAGGCGAUCAGUAGUUUCUCGUAGCCUGGUUUGGGAAAGGCUGUUCCUUAUCGGACCGAUGGAAGUGAGUGCCUGGACGGUUGACUCCAAUGGCCCUACCGAGAUGUGCGGGGUGAUUCCCGAGAUUAACGGUGGGUACAUGAGCGGCAAGUCGGGAUGGGGUAUUCUGGGCAAGAAGGUGGCGGAUUGGGUCGGAGUCGAACUUGCGGAAAACAUGGUUUACUUAGUAACGAAAGUUGAGUGGCGUGCGAACGAGAGUGGGGAAUGGAACCCGGACCCGUGGGGGCAUGUGCGUGCAGAAGGGCGGUUGCAUAUGUCAGAGGAUGGGUGGCGGGAGUUUGGAGUUAUGUUGGCGUCAGGAGAAAAUCCAUUGAGCAUGUUCGAAGGGGCGUGGCAGUUGGUGUGGCAGGCGGGAAUCGAAUUCGCGGACCCAGGGAUGGAUGAUGUAACAGCAGACCUUAGGGUAGCCAUGGUCGGGAGCUUUGAAUUGCCCAGUGAGAAUGUCCGGAUGAGACUGCUGCCCUUCCUCCUGGAAAGGCUAGGCGGAGUGGAACUUAUCAGACUGAUUCAGACGCGCGAUGAUGGCCGGGAUGAGGAGGACCCCCAGGGCGCAGGGUCACGUGAGGGACGCAGGACCGGUCAGGACGAGGCCAAGUGUGAGGGGAAGGAUAAUAGCCACAAAGGAACGCCUAGCAAGAAGGGGAAGGACAAGAACGACCCCCUGGCAGAGGGAACGGAAAACGCUAUGACCCCGCCUGCCAUCGACAUCCGCACUAGCCGACUGUCAGCCAUGCCGAAAGUAACAGGGGCGUGCGGCGGACUCUGGAGCCUUAGGGAAAGGGUGCUAGGAUGGUUUGACCCAGAAGGAACGCCGAAAACCAGGGAGAAGCAGAGGGAAAGCACGGAAGGGGAAGGGACCAGUGCAGCUGGAGAAGCAGGUAGCUCCGAAGGUGGUCUCAAGAGGAUAGUCACCACCCUCACCCGGGCACUAAACAAGAACCAGGGAUACCUCGUAGAUGCAAAGAAAAAACUCACGUUCGAUGGGGCAAACAUUACGGAGUUUCUGAUAGACUAUGAGAACCUAGCAUCCUUCCUAAAAUGGACGGAAGAGGAAAAGAUGGAGCACCUAGGGCAACACAUGUCGCUAAGCUUGGGAAGGGACAUUAUGGCCAUCGUCGCGUCCAGUGGAUCCUGGAAAGAAACCAGGAACGAGAUGAUGAGAAAAUACCUACAGGCAGAGAAAAUGGCAACAGAGGCCGAAUUAGCAGCAGUCCAGAGGAAAAACUAUGCGACUUACAACGAUUUCUUAAAGGUAUUUACGUUAGUGGUGCUGCGAAUUCCCGGGGUAACGGACCACAUAAUGAGUAAAUAUUUCCUCAGGCAGUUCUCCGAGUUUGAAAAGGAUAAGAUUAUGUCAGCAUACCAGCAAACCCAAAUAAUUGGCAUGCACUUGCAUGACGGCACGUACAUGAUAGACAUAGAGGAUCCGGUGAUAGGUCGCGGAGAACUCCUCCGACUCCUCGGAACGGGAGGGGACCCUCCCAAGGGUAAACUGGCAACCUGGUUGCCGACGUUUGAGGAAAGUGCACGGAAAGGCGCAAUCUCAUGGAUGGAAGAGGGCAGUGUGCGAAAAUAUAAGCCCGUAGGGAAGAAGGUCAAGCCGGUCUCGAUCCUAGUAGAAACAUCAAGGGAAGAGGUCAUGGAAAAGGAAGAGGAGAUCCUACAGGUUAUAAGGGAGAGACGCGCAACGGAAGGUCAUCACAUACCAGAUGACGUAGCAGAUACCAUGAAAAUAGGAGUGGAAGGGUUCCUAACACCGAAAGAAACUCAGUUGAUAAGAAAGGCACGUCAUGAGUUUUAUUUAGCUUUCGCUUUCAACGAUCAUCCGAAAGGGCGAUUGGACGCAAAGCUAGUUCCCCCUGUCAGGAUCCACACCGAUCAGCACGAGUGUUGGAAUGAUAAAGGGCCCGCCUAUGAGUUUGGGAUAACAGCGGAGGUCACCGACCUACUUAGAGCCAAGAUAGAUUCUUUCGUGGCUGAACCCACCGCAUCCCCCUACACGAACAGGUGGUUCAUGUUCAGGAAGCCCAAUAAGACGCUCAGGUGGAUCCAGGACCUGCAAAAGUUCAAUGCGGUAACAAUUAGCCUAAGGGACGCAGGCUCGCUUCCACAGACCGACUUAAUGGCAGAGUCUCAUGCGGGGCGGAGCAUUUACUCCCUGAUAGAUUUGUACUCAGGAUAUGAUCGGUUGCCGCUCGACGCGAGGGAUAGACUGUACACCGCAAUGCACACCCCCGUAGGACAGUUGCAGAUGCAAGUGACCCCUAUGGGUUUCACAAAUACGGUAGCAGAGGCGCAGAGGAGGAUGCUCGCCGUCACAGGGGAUAUGUUUCCAGAGAUGUGUGAACCGUAUAUAGAUGAUAAUCCUGUAAAAGGCGCAAGGUAUAAGGACGAGACAGAGGUCGAGCCAGGUGUGCGAAAAUUUGUCUGGGAUCACCUGCAGGAUAUCAAGGAUCUCCUACAACGGUUCUUGCUCUAUAAUAUUACCGCAAGUGGGCCAAAAAACAUCCUGGCUAUCCCGGAGGUAACUAUACUGGGAUUUCGUUGUGGGGCCUAUGGGAGGAGACCCGACCCAACAAAGACAGAUAAGAUCUCUCAGUGGCCGACACCCCUGCGUACCACGAUGGAAGUACGAGCCUUCCUAGGGGUGGUUGGAUUCUGGAGGAUCUUCAUCAAAGGUUUCGCAAAGAUAGCAGAACCUAUCCGCGCGAUGAUUUGGGAAGGUGGCAUUAUGGAUUGGACCGAGGAUAGGGAAGAGGCAUCCCAGACCCUGAAAGACAUUAUGUCGUCCGAUCAGGUUAUCUUAGCUGCACCCUGCUUCAAUGACGAAGUAGGACGGCCGUUCAUCCUAGAGACAGAUGGCGACCCAAGGGUAGCAGGAGCCGUAUUGAUACAGAAAAGCAAGGAGGGCAAGGAAAGACCGAUCAGAUUCGAGAGUAGGACCUUGAAUUCGGUAGAACGGCGGUACUCGCAGUUCAAAAAGGAGGUCUUAGCCAUCCUACAUUGCUUGAAGACCUUCCAGGCAUAUCUGUUCGGAAGACGAUUCAUCUUAAGGAUCGAUCCCACCAAUGUUGUCGGGGCACUGAAGAAUUACAAGCCUAUAGAUCCGACCGACAUGACAAAAUGUCCAAAGGAGUUCGUGUCGGCCAUAGAAACGUUGCAGAGCCACUUGCCAGGUCAUCCGAGCUUGCAGUGGCCACCUCUUCGAUUUCCCGAGGACGCGGUGCCGCCGCUGGUUCCUCCCACCACCCCUUCUGGAGUCGUCGCAUCGCCCAAUUCUGGGGCUCCGGCCAUUCGAGUCACGAUACCGCGUCCUGCAACAACAGUUGCAACACGACCGGCAGCCCCGCCGUUUGCGCCGCUGGCUGGGACACGAGGUGCUCGCGAUGUGGGAGUUGGUCGUUCCACGCCAGCCAACGAGCCCCCGCCUCUGAGGGAUGGUGUGGGCUCUGCGACAUUUGACGAGGAGAGCACACGUGCAUUUAUUGAGAGUCGCAGGUGGGGGGGGAGUGCCGGCAGUUCAGCGCCCGCGCUCGCCCCUGUUUUCAGGAGUGCUAGGCAGUCUGAUGUCGCACGGGGUGGAACUGCGGUGGCACCUGGCGCAUCACCCCGCAGUUCGUCGGAGCACCCCUGGCUGCCAUCGCCACCGUCGAGAGCGGCGCAGCAUCCAAUGGUCCACCACGCUCACGGAACCACCCACCGUGGCUGCCACCGCCACCGUCGAGACGGAGGCGAGGGCGGGGGAGGCGGUGGCGGAGGCGGGGGCGGUGACAAAGGGGGAGAUGGUGGCGGUGACGAGGGGGGAGAUGGUGGAGGCGGUGAGGGGGGGGGUGAUGGUGGACGGAGCGGGUGCCGUGGCGAUAGGGUUGAUGAGCGUGUGGACGGCGAUUUUAUGCCCCGUGGUCGCUACGUUUUGAAGCGGUUGAGACACGGGGGUAGGCGGGAUGACAGUAUUGCGUCUCGUGUACGCAGACGUCGUGUCCACAUUGCGAUCGACACGGGGGCACGUGACAUGCGGCAGGACCCGGUUGCCCGAGACCCUUCAAUUGCGAUCUUCGCCGGUCCCCGAUCUUAGGAAUCUUUUAUUUUGAUUCAGAACAGUAGAGAAUUAUGCAAAUAAAAAUCAUAAAAUUAU